GUGGACGUGCACGCGCUCGCGCACGAUCUCGCGCGGGACGCGAACGUCGAGGAUGGUCGGGUUUGGGGUCCACGCGGGGAACGGGACGACGGCGGACGGUUCGACGGCGGCGCGGAAGGAGGCGCGUCGUCGUACGAUGAUCGCGCCCAACACGAAAACGUUGAAGAACGGGACGUCGGUGAUGCGCGCGCGCGUAAGCCGCGGGAGGUGAGCGCGGAUGAGCGGAUUAAUGCGACGGCGACGGCGGUGAUCAAGGCGGGGUCGAGCGGGCACUCGGUCGAAGCGUUCAACGGAAGCUCGGACGAUAUGGCGUUUAGCGAUCGGCUCGCGGUGGCGACGGCGAAGAUAUCCACGCUAGCGGCGCAGCUGAAGGAGAAGACGGCGGCGGCGCGAGAUACGCGCGCGAAGGAGAAGGCUCUAGGUGGUAAGGAGUUGUUGCGUCGGUUGCAAGAGACGGCGUCGAGUCAGAGCGCGCAGCGCGCGCCGGGUCUCGUUUCGUUGCAGUCCAUGCGCAGAGGAGAAGGCGCGGCGGCACCAACUGUGGACGAAAGCGGAAAGGUCGUGAAGGGGAUCGGGUACAAAUUGAGCGCGGCGACGCGCCGCACGUCUCAGCGGUUGUUGCAAAGUUUCGGCACCGCGGAGAAGAUGCGAGACGACGAGUUCAAGACUUUGUGGAACAGCGUGCAACAGCAGGAGUCCAUCUUGAAGGAAAUCGCGCAAGUGAGCACCGCGUAUAAACAUGCACAACGCGCGGUGUUCGAUAUGAGCAAGCGACUGGCCACACUUAUCCGGAAUUUGGUCGAAACCGGGGACAAGAAUAACGUUUGGGACGGCGCGCCGACGGUGGCGAGAGAAGCCGCGUUGCGAGAGGCGUGCAAGAUGGUGGAUGUCGCCGACGCUCUCGUCGCGCGAUGCACGCCUCUCACCGAGGAAGUGUUCGAUUGGAACAUUGUCGAACCCGCGGCGCACCGCUCGAAAGAGCUCCCGGCGUACAAGGCGUGCGUAGCGAAACGCGCGGCUUACAUGCAAGACAUGGACGCCUUCGACCGCCAGCUCGGCGCGUUACAGAAGCGCUCGCCCAAGAACGCCGACGAAUACGCCGUCAAAGAAGAACAAGCGCGCCGCGCCAAAGAGCGCUUCCAGGAUUUCAGCUCGAAGCUCGUCGAAGAGCUUCAAAUCGUCGACGGCACGCGAUACGAGAUGGCGUACUCGAUCGCCCGCGGGUUCGCCAACGUCCAAUGCUUCAAUCUCGAGCGCCAACUCGACGUCGCUCGAACGCUCCGCGGUGGUGGUCAGUAG
Ostreococcus lucimarinus CCE9901 is the source of this 1299-nucleotide messenger RNA. RefSeq lists its product with no specific name. Gene Ontology annotation, biological process: actin cortical patch localization; endocytosis. The record is from RefSeq and is a predicted model, not a curated record. Gene Ontology annotation, cellular component: cytoplasm. Gene Ontology annotation, molecular function: protein binding. The transcript has a single exon. NCBI's taxonomy places the organism in Eukaryota, Viridiplantae, Chlorophyta, Mamiellophyceae, Mamiellales, Bathycoccaceae. The annotation marks the transcript as partial.